This is a messenger RNA of Aethina tumida (small hive beetle), 1686 nucleotides long. RefSeq names its product pickpocket protein 28. The coding region runs from base 30 to 1682 and encodes 550 amino acids. NCBI's taxonomy places the organism in Eukaryota, Metazoa, Arthropoda, Insecta, Coleoptera, Nitidulidae. Gene Ontology annotation, biological process: sodium ion transmembrane transport. Gene Ontology annotation, cellular component: membrane. Gene Ontology annotation, molecular function: ligand-gated sodium channel activity. The transcript is spliced from 9 exons. The record is from RefSeq and is a predicted model, not a curated record.
UUUUUUAAAGAAAUUUGUUUGUCUUCAUUAUGAGUGUUGAUCAAAUUCCAAAAAAGUGCGAACAUUCCAAAAGAGUAAAACAUUACUUCUUCGAUUAUUGUGAUAAUACCAGCAUCCACGCUAUGAAAUACUUCGCUCAAAAAAGAACGACCACCGAAAAAUUUUACUGGAUUGUUGUUAUAACUUCUGCAAUGAUGGUUCUUGGUUAUUUCAUUUAUGUGUUGGCUAUAAAAUAUCUAACGAUGCCGGUUAUUGUAACGUUUUCCACCAAAGAAACGCCAGUUUUCGAAGUACCUUUUCCCACAAUAACCAUUUGCUCCAAAGCCAAAAUUGAUGGUGAACAUUUUAACUACACAGAUAUAAUGUUGAAAACCAGAACCAACGUCACUCUCACAAAAAAAGAGCAGGAUUUAUCCAAUUAUGCCGCUUGGAUCUGCGAGGAUGAAAUAGGAAAAAAGUCUUUCAGAGAUAAAUAUUACAAAACUCAAAUAUCGGAAGACAUUUAUGAGUUUCUUUCAAAAUCGAGAAGAACCUUUAUGCAUUACUGUUAUUUAAUGGGUUCGGAUAUGAAAUGCCAGGAUUACUUUACGCCAAUUUUAACAGAUGAAGGAGUUUGCUACUCCUUCAAUUUCCUCAAUCAUUCUCAAGUUUUCCGUGAUGAUGUGGUACUCCGUAAAGAUUUUUUCCAAAACAACUGGAACAGUACCUGGCACAUUGAAAAAGGCUACAAGGAUGCAAUAGGUAAUGAUUAUCCUAUUAGGGCUUUCCUCACAGGCCCCAGCAAAUCAUUGUCCAUCAUCAUGUAUGCUAAAAAGAGCAGCAAAGACCAGCUCUGCAGCAGUGAUGACAGUGGGGGAUACUUGGUGUCAAUCGACAUACCAGGUAAGUUUCCAAGAAUGGCUGAAACGGUCAUGACUAUAGGCUCAAAUAUCAACGUAUUAGGAGCAAUACAACCAGAAGUCUUCACCACUUCGGAAGCUAUAAAGGGGUACAGUCCAGAACAAAGAGAUUGCUAUUUCCAGGACGAAAAGUACUUAAGGUUUUUCAAAAUUUAUACUCAAAGUAACUGCCAAUUGGAAUGUUUCACCAAUUACACACUACAGUUUUGUAACUGUUCCGCUUUUUAUAUGCCAAUGUUGAAUGGGACACCAGUUUGUGGGAUUUCUAUGUAUGAAUGCAUGGAGGAUGCCGAGUUCGAUUCUUUAUUUGUUGAAAUUUUUAGCAAGAAAUCUUCUGUUCCAGAACGUUUUCAACACUCUUGUGACUGUAUGCCUUUAUGUUAUGACAUUAAUUACAAUUUGGAGAUCUCUCAAAAUCAUUGGAAAGACAAUAAAAUAAGUAGAAUAAAAGGAAAAGAUUAUAAUAAAAGUUUGACGUUUUCUGAACGAUUCUUUAUACCACCAUUUUACUUGGAGGAAGACGAAGAAAUUUGCAAGUCUUACCUUAUUCAUGAAGAGAAAUCACCUGGAGACGAAACAGAGAAACGAAGUGUAUGGUUUCAUCGACUUCCUCUCGGGUUUUGGAGGACUUCUGGGACUUUUUACCGGCUUUUCCUUACUUUCUUUAAUGGAAAUCGUGUAUUUUUUAUCAGUCAGAGUGUUUGGAAAUUACAGGCAACACGGAAACUGGCAUGGCGAAAACGUGGAACAAAACCCGGCUUAGAUAAUAGAAUGAACUGUUAACGUA